Cydia pomonella (codling moth) is the source of this 2756-nucleotide messenger RNA. Its product is annotated as keratin, type II cytoskeletal 1-like. Gene Ontology annotation, molecular function: nucleic acid binding; zinc ion binding. The record is from RefSeq and is a predicted model, not a curated record. Lineage: Eukaryota; Metazoa; Arthropoda; Insecta; Lepidoptera; Tortricidae. The transcript is spliced from 2 exons. The coding region runs from base 783 to 1745 and encodes 320 amino acids.
AAUUGCCUGCCUAUUUCCACGAAUUUUUACUAGCAAAGAAAUAAAUAUUUGAGAACAAUAAAUAAUCAAUCUUGGUUCGUUGACCAAAACUAAGCAGGCAUCUCGCUAGUUUCUUCCUAGAACGUCCAGAAUGUGGAAUGAGUUACCUCCUAAUGUGUUUCCUUUGCGUUACGACAUAGGAUUCUCCAAGAAGCGGAUAUUUAUUUUAGGGUUCUCAAGGCUCCUGUGAUGUUGCUUAUGUCCAUGGGCGACGAUGACUGCUUCCCAUCAGGCGGUUCGUCUGCUCGUUUGCUGCCUAUUACAUAAAAAAAAACUAGCCCCAAAAGUAUCAAAGAAAAUGACGAUUAAUGAUUAUAUAGUUAUUAAAUUUGAUAUUUUGCACUGUAGCAUGUUGUGUACACUUGUUUUGGAUCUCGUGCUAGUUUUUAAGCCAUAACAUGCCAUUGUAUGUUUCUCACAAUAUUGUACGAUAUCUGUUUAGUAAGGUCACCCAGGGUGUUAAAAAGGCAACUCAAACAUCCCUCGAUGACAGAUGUCAUAAUGACAUUUUUAUCUGUACGAUUUUCUUUCCCCUUCCACCAUGACUUGAUUAACGCAAAUGCGCUUUGUACAAUUAAAUAAGAUUAUUAUUAAUAAAACAAGUGUCGUGUAUAAAAACAUCUUUAAUUUAGAAGAAAAACCUGCGCCCCAUAACAUAUUUCGUUAGUUAUGGGCCCAGAUAUCGUUAUUGCGUAAGAAAAGGGGAACUAAAAUACGGCGUCAGUACAAAAGAAGAACACAAGAUGGCGAAAGAUAACUUAAAUAAUCGAUAUAAUAUUCAACAAUUUAGUGGUGACGGCUUUAACAAUUGGUCUUUUAGAAUUAAAAGUAUUUUGAAGGAAAAUUUGUGCCUGGAGGCGAUACAAACUGUGAAAUAUGCUGAAAAUAAAGAUAACGAGAAAAUGGAAGCGCGAGCGCAAGCCAUCUUGAUUGCCGCUGUGGCGGACAGUCAUUUAGAAUAUGUAAGAGAGGAGACAGCAUACGCGAUGUUCAAAAAUUUAGAAGAAUGUUUUAAAGAAAAAGGAAUAAGAAGUAAAUUGUUUUUAAGAAGACAACUAAGUGACAUAAAAUAUAAAGAUACAACAUCGUUAAAAGAAUACUUUACAAAAAUACAGGAAAUAUGCACACAACUGGAAGAAGCCGGAUCAGAACUGUCAGAGGAAGAAAAAAUUAAUUAUGUACUUUUAUCAAUGCCCAAAUCUUAUGAAUCAAUAGUUACAGCUUUGGAAACCAUUGGGGAUUUGAAACUAAACACAGUGAAGGAUAGAUUAUUGGCUGAGGAGGAGAAACAGAAAAAAUUUAAUGAAUAUCAGGCAAGUCAAGUACAGUCAAAUGCUUUCAAUUGCUUUACAUGUGGUAAGCCUGGCCAUAAAAAGUUUCAAUGCAGACAAAGUCAUGGAUAUGGAUUUAAUCAAGGAUAUGGACGAGGCGAAUGGAGCCAUGGAUAUGGAUUUAAUCAAGGACAUGGACGCGGUGGAUGGAGCCAAGGAUAUGGAUUUAAUCAAGGACAUGGACGAGGUGGAUGGAACCAAGGAAGAGGCUUUUAUCAAGGACGUGGACAGAAUGGAUCAUACAGAGGAACAGGAUUUAACCAAGGACGUGGUCGUGGCAGCCAAGUGAGAAGUAGAGGAUCGAGCCAAGGACGGAGUACCAACUAUGUUGAAGAUAAUGAUGAAAAGACGGCAUUCUUCUGUGGAAAUAUGUAAGAAAAAAUUUAUUAUCAGUGUCUAAAAUGGAAAGUGUCGGGUUGAGGAUUGAAUUUGCUAAUGGAAAGGUACGAGUAUAUAAACAUAAUUAUUUAAUCAUGAUUGGAAAUAAAGAGGGAACACUAUACACAGUUGAAUGCAAAAUAAAUGUAAAUUCGUGCCAGUUAACAAAUACAGUAGAUACAAAUUUAUGGCACAGACGUUAUUGUCACUUAGGCUCACAAAAUUUAGAUUUACUUGUACGUAAAAAUCUGGUAGAUGGUUUAUCUGAAUUAAAAAAUAAAUUUGUAAGUGACAGUUUAUGUGAAGCAUGUAUUUUAGGGAAAAGUCGUAGACAGCCGUUUAAUAAAUUAGGGACUAGAGCUAAGAAACCUUUAGAAUUAUUACAUUCUGAUGUCUGCGGACCUAUAACACCUGUGACUUGGGACGGUAACAAAUAUUUUGUAACAUUCAUAGACGAUUAUACUCACUUUACGAUGGUGUUCUUAAUAAGAAAUAAAUCUGAAGUUUUCAAAAAGUUUGAAACAUAUUAUAAUACAGUAACAAAACAUUUUAAUUCAAAUUUGUUGAAGCUGAGAAUCGAUAAUGGCCGUGAAUAUCUUUCAGAUGAAUUUAGGGAGUUUUGUAAUAGGAAUGGAAUUGUCAUGCAGCAUACAGUACCAUACAAUCCUGAAAUGAAUGGAGUCGCAGAGAAAAUGAAUAAUACCCUUAUGGACAAAGCAAGGACUAGUCUAAUAGACUCUGGCAUGAAGAAAGAAUUUUGGGGUGAAGCAAUCUUGUUCGCAACAUAUGUAACAAAUAGAAGUCCAGUUUCAGGAAGAGAGAAAACACCAUGUGAGCUAUGGGAAGGACGCAAACCUGAUGUAUCAAACUUGAGAGUUUUUGGAUGUGCUGCUUAUAAUCAUGUGCCAAAAGAACUGAGAAGGAAACUUGACAACAAAAGUAAGAAGAUGAUUAUGAUUGGAUACAACAUAGGAGGGUAUAAACUUUUUGAUGAAGAAAAACAAACAA